This is a messenger RNA of Linum trigynum, 1338 nucleotides long. The record is from the annotation of a GenBank genome assembly. NCBI's taxonomy places the organism in Eukaryota, Viridiplantae, Streptophyta, Magnoliopsida, Malpighiales, Linaceae.
ACAACUGUUACAAAGUCGGACGACCCUUAUAGAAAGGAUCGAAGAAACCCAGCCCAAAACCAAUUUCAGACCCACAAAAGAAAUAACAGAAAAAUACUCAGCCCGGCCCAGAUGAACUCUUUUAAAAUCCCCUCCUCGCAACAAACUUCAAAGCAACACGCCAACACCCCAUUCUCGUCCCUUCCCUUUCUUCCUCCCUCACUGCUUGCUCUAGAAACCCCUAACUCCACCACUCCGCCGCUAAAAAAAAAUGGCCGCCGCCGCACCUCCGCCGCCGCCAACCCCGACUCCCAAUCCACCCACCGACCUGCCGCAGUCCGAUUCCGCCACCCCAUUCUCCCACACGCUCUUCUCCCGCAUCCGGCUCGCCACCCCGGCCGACGUCCCCCACAUCCACAAGCUCAUCAACCAAAUGGCCGUCUUCGAGAAGCUCACCCACAUCUGCUCCGCCACCGAAUCCGACCUCUCCUCCACCCUCUUCAACUCGCCCCCUUUCCAGUCCUUCACCGUCUUCCUCCUCGAAAUCUCCCACUCCCCGUUCUUCAACCCCCCACCUCCUUCUGGCAGUGGGUUCGCUCCAAUCGACCGGAUCGUCAGCUUGGAGCUUCCCCUGGUCGACCCGGAAGCCGAAUCGUUCAAGAGAGGCAGCAACGGUGCCGAGAACGACGUCGUGGUUGCUGGGUUCGUGCUGUUUUUCCCCAAUUACUCCACUUUCUUGGCGAAGCCGGGGUUCUAUGUGGAGGAUUUGUUCGUGAGGGAGUGUUACAGGAGGAAAGGGUUUGGCAGGAUGCUGCUGUCUGCGGUGGCGGCACAGGCCGUGAAGUUGGGUUACGGGAGGGUCGAAUGGGUCGUGCUUGAUUGGAAUGUGAACGCCAUUAAGUUUUAUGAAGAGAUGGGCGCGAAAGUGUUGCCUGAGUGGAGGAUUUGCAGGUUAACUGGCGAUCAACUUGAAGCAUAUCGCGAUGCUAUGUAAAAUGGUUGAGUGAUUUUGUAUUACUACUGUUGUUACUGCUUAUUUAUUAGGUCCUUUAUUUCCUUGUAAGAGUCUCUUUUACUGAACUCUGCUGCUGAAUUAAUGAAAUCCUGCUGUUUUUGUGCAAUUUUCUGAGUUGCCCUGUUUAUUUUGGAUACUCAUUUUGCCUUGUGAAUGGAGCGAUCAUAAUGUGCUUCAUUGGGAUAUCUGAGCUAGAAAGAAGUUUCAUAAUUGAUAAGGUAGACAACCUGUAGAUGAAAGACUUGUCCUGUAACUCUGCAACUUUUAUUUCAUCUUUAUUUAUGUGACAAUGUCUAGAUGCUCGAAGCUCGGUACAAUCAGGGCAAUAAGCUCCCGAUUUUCAG